AUGUUUGCAAACUUAUUCUCAAUCCUUCUCUUACUCAUUCCAUAUGUCUCGGCUAUAACAAGUACUGUAUAUACCCUUCAAACAUGUCGAACACGGUACAACACGAAGUCUGGAGUACCAGUCACAUCAACUCAGGCAUUUACAAUUGCAAUCACCCCCAGAAUUGCGAUUAUAAAGACGCCCACUCGUGUCAUUACCCCAGCAUCAACGCGCGGUAUAUCUUUUCCUCUCAACCCUUCCAACAUUAGAAUACUAACUUUGAAGCAGUCACAUCAACGGCAACAAUAACCAGUGUGACAGCAAAAUCGACCACUACAAGCGGCACAUAUACUUCAAUCGUGACACUCUAUUCGUCGACAAAAACAACCAGUAUAUCCCUCCCUUCCUCUUUUGAAAAAUGUAAUUUAAGCUCAAAAUCCACCUCAAGUUACGGUCACAGCUACCGCCUCCACAACGACGACGACGACGACUACCCUAGCUCAGUCAACUUCUACGCUUUAUCCUGCGAAUCCUACCUUCAUAUACGCGAAUGGGCCGCAGCCUGCUAGGGACAACGACCCUCAAUCAACUGACGCAAACCGUAAGUCGCCCCUCUCAUUUCAAUAAAACCCCUUCAAAACUACUCUCGAAGUCUCACAUUAUCCAUAUUCAUCCAAUUCUAACAUUUGGGACCAGCCCAAACAACAGACGAGGCAACAAUUUCAGCUGAACCUGAAUCAACAGCUACAUCCGACCCAACAACUACAACAAUAAAUCUACCACCUGGUACAAUAUCAAGUACUACAACACCAAGUCCAACAACCCCCAAGCCAAGUAUCACAUCCACACCCACAGACAACUUUUGCAGAGACAAGAAAUGCUCGCCUACUGCUUAUCCUUCCUCCGUGGGAUGUACAAAGCUUGUGGUCUCGGUGAACCCAUCGAUACUCACUAGAACGGCAUCAAUAACUGCUACUAUUACCGGAUCAGCGCUCUCAACAUCUACUACGACGUCGACGAUCACCAGUACAAGCACGUCUACUGUCGCUUUUGCGAAGAAUACUGUUACGUCGACGAUUACGAGCACAAUUACGGGUACUUCUACAGUCAUUACGACUAGUACUACGACGUGAGUAAUCUGCCGUCUUUUUCAAUGGAGACUUGAGUGAUGGGAGAAUGCUAAUGGGAGUAUAUAUAGGUAUACCGAAACAGCAACCGAGACACCCGCUCCCGCAAUCGAUCCGGUGUACCAAGCAUGUAGUACGAACCAGACAUUCUUUGGCAUUGGUGAGAACGGUAGCGGACAAGGGACUCAGCCGGAGAUCGAUACGUCGGCGUAUACUGGCUAUGAUUGUUGUGCUCAGGUACGUUUUGUUCGUCCACUCCCCCUUUUUCUCCUGCGCCGUACUGCCCCGUGUAAAGAUAUCAUCCUGAUCAUGAGCAGUGUUUCCAAACGACAGGCUGUGUAGGAGGUGUCUGGUAUAACCAGUACGACACACCACCAGCGCGAUGCAAUCUCUACCUUACUAAUGAUGCAACGUGUCCAUCGGAUCAGCCGGCAUAUCCGAGUGCCCACAUAGCUUUUGGUAUGAGAAUACAGAGACCGCAUGAUCCCAGUGGGGUUUUGGCUUUCAACGGACCUUGUGGGAGGUUUAAGCAGUUUGAUUGA
Hymenoscyphus albidus is the source of this 1648-nucleotide messenger RNA. NCBI's taxonomy places the organism in Eukaryota, Fungi, Ascomycota, Leotiomycetes, Helotiales, Helotiaceae. The record is from the annotation of a GenBank genome assembly.